This is a messenger RNA of Oncorhynchus gorbuscha (pink salmon), 4439 nucleotides long. RefSeq names its product serine/threonine-protein kinase TAO3-like. Gene Ontology annotation, molecular function: protein kinase activity; ATP binding. The coding region runs from base 542 to 3226 and encodes 894 amino acids. The transcript is spliced from 21 exons. The record is from RefSeq and is a predicted model, not a curated record. Gene Ontology annotation, biological process: protein phosphorylation; execution phase of apoptosis. NCBI's taxonomy places the organism in Eukaryota, Metazoa, Chordata, Actinopteri, Salmoniformes, Salmonidae.
GACAUUUGAUCAGUGCAAUGUAUUGAUCAUGAUCAAUAAUCAACGGGCAUGAUCUAAACAACUGUGACACAUACAGUGAAUGUUGUUUUUGUGUUUGUUUAAACCAUAACAUUUAUAGAGGCCAGAACUAAAGACAACUGCUGCUUGCCAGAUAAUCUACGAAUUUAUUUCCGCCUGUCAAACUAUCUGUCAGCGGCAAGGGGCUGUGCUCGUGCGGAGGAAAGGAGCGACUCGAGCCCUCAUUCAGGAAGUCCUGACCAAACUUCAGAAAGUCAAGUUGUCUCUCGGAGUUGGACUAAAUGUUAUUGGAAACGUGGGAUUCAUCAAAAGGAACAAGAACAUCACUGGUUUUUCUCAAUCUGUCCCAACCAUGAAGCAGCUGAGUGGACUAUAGACCCCCUCUUGGCCUAGAGAACAGCAGAACUCCAUCACACACUAAGGUUGCUAUGGUGAAUGCGGGGCGCGUGGAUGAGGAGGAGGAGCUGCAGUGAGGUGGAACACCGCGGUAACCACGGUACCGUCUAGCACCCACCCACCCACCAUGCCCUCGUCCACGCGGAAGGGUGUGCCAAAGGACCCGGAACAGGCCGACCUCUUCUUCAAAGAUGACCCAGAGGAAGUCUUCUGUGACCUCCACGAGAUCGGCCAUGGCAGCUUCGGGGCUGUCUACUUUGCCAGAAACUCCUACUCCAAAGAGGUGGUGGCCAUCAAGAAGAUGUCCUACAAUGGCAAACAGACCACCGAGAAAUGGCAGGACAUCAUCAAGGAGGUCAAGUUUUUGGAGCAGCUGCACCACCCAAACACCAUUGAGUAUAAAGGCUGCUACUUGAAAGAUAACACUGCCUGGCUGGUGAUGGAGUACUGCCUAGGCUCCGCAUCAGAUUUACUAGAGGUUCAUAAGAAACCGCUCCAAGAGGUUGAAAUUGCUGCCAUAACCCAUGGUGCCUUGCAGGGACUGGCUUACCUACAUUCCCGUAAUAUGAUUCACAGAGAUGUAAAAGCUGGAAACAUCCUGCUAACAGAGCCUGGCCUGGUCAAACUGGCAGACUUCGGCUCUGCCUCUAUAGCUUCUCCUGCCAACUCCUUCGUAGGAACACCUUACUGGAUGGCCCCAGAAGUGAUCCUAGCCAUGGAUGAGGGUCAGUACGAAGGGAAGAUAGACAUCUGGUCCCUGGGAAUCACCUGCAUAGAACUGGCGGAACGGAAACCUCCGCUGUUCAACAUGAAUGCUAUGAGUGCCUUAUAUCACAUUGCCCAGAACGACUCUCCCACGCUGCAGUCUAACGAGUGGUCGGACCCCUUCCGGAGCUUCGUUGACUGCUGCCUCCUCAAAAUUCCUCAGGACAGACCCUCGUCUGGGGAGCUGCUGAGACAUGACUUUGUACGUCUGGAGCGCCCUCCGCGGGUCCUCAUGGAUCUGAUCCAGAGGACCAAGGACGCGGUGAGGGAGCUGGACAACCUGCAGUACCGUAAGAUGAAGAAGAUCCUAUAUCAGGAAAAACACAUGGGGGAGAGCCAGGAGGAGGAGGAGGACUGUGAGCAGGCCAGCUGUAAGAUGAACAGCCUGGGCAGUAACCACUCCCUCCCCAGCACCUCAGUCAGUACAGGAAGCCAGAGCAGCAGCAUCAACAGCAUGCAGGAGGUCCCAGACGAGAGCUGCUCCGACAUGACCAUGAUGCACCACGACUACGAUAGCAGCUUAGAGUCCUCCGCACAGUCCAAGAAGGACCACAGGUAUAACUGGGAUAAUGGUCUGAAACCUGACCUCAGGCCGGAGCUGAUGCCAUUAUCCUCUGACAUGAGCCAGGCACACAACUACCGCCACAACAACUUCUCCACCAUCAAAUCAGCAUCACUUGUAACCAAGCAGAUCCAUCAGCACGAGCAGGAGAAUGAGCUGCGGGAGCAGAUGUCAGGUUAUAAACGGAUGAGACGGCAGCACCAGAAGCAGCUGAUCGCUCUAGAGAACAAGCUGAAGGCAGAGAUGGACGAACACAGACUGAAGUUGCAGAAGGAGGUGGAGACUCAGGCCAACAAUGCCUAUAUAGAGCUAGAGAAACUGGCCAAAAGACACACCAUCCACUGUGAAAAAGAGAUGAAGAUAAUGUCAUCAGAUGAGAAGAAGUUCCAGCAGCAGAUCGUGUCGCAGCAGAAGAAGGAGCUCACCACCUUCCUAGAUAAUCAGAAGAAGCAGUACAAGCUCUGCAAGGAGAAGAUGAAAGAGGAGAUGAAUGAAGACCACCACACCACUAAGAAGGAGAAGCAGGAGCGCCUGUCCAAGCACAAGGAGAACCUGCAACACAGCCAGGCUGAGGAGGAGGCCCAGGUUCUGAGCCAACAGAGGGUCUUCUAUGACAGGAACUGCAGAGGCUUCAAACGCAAAGUCAUGAUCAAGAGGCAUGCGUUGGAACAGGAGCAGAUACGAGAGGAGUUGAACAAGAAGAAGACCCAGAAGGAGAUGGAGCAUGCCAUGCUGAUCAGACAGGACGAGUCCACCCAGGAGCUGGAGCAUCGUCAGCUGAAAACCCUUCAGAAGCUGCGCAUGGACCUGAUCCGCCUGCAGCACCAGACAGAACUGGAGAACCAGAUAGAAUACAACAACCGGCGCGAGAGAGAGCUCCGCCGCAAGCACGUUCUGGAGCUACGGCAGCAGCCCAAGAACCUUAAGGCCAUGGAGUUGCAGAUUAAGAAACAGUUCCAGGACACGUGUAAGGUCCAGACACGUCAGUACAAGGCCCUGAGACACCACCAGAUGGAGGUGACGCCCAAGAGCGAGCACAAGGUGGUCCUCAAGGCCCUGAAGGAGGAGCAGACCAGGAAGCUGGCCAUCCUGGCCGAGCAGUAUGAACAGAGCAUCAACGAGAUGAUGGCAUCGCAGGCGCUGCGUCUGGACGAGGCCCAGGAAGCCGAGUGCCAGGCUCUGAGGCAGCAGCUGCAGCAGGAGAUGGAGCUGCUGAAUGCCUACCAGAGUAAGAUCAAGAUGCAGACCGAGGCCCAGCAUGACAGAGAGCAGCAGAAGCUGGAGCACAAGGUGUCGCUUCGCAGAGCCCACCUCGAACAAAAGAUUGAAGAGGAGCUGGCUUCCCUUCAGAAGGAGCGUACAGAGAGGAUCAAGCACCUACUGGAGCGCCAGUCAAGAGAGAUUGACAUGUUCGACAUGGAGAGUCUCCGUCUGGGCUUUGGUAACCUGGGGGCCCUGGACCCCUCCAAGGAUGACUACAGAUGACCAGCCCUGGUAACCUGGACCCCCCCCGAGGAUGACUAGACCAGCCCUGGUAACCUGGGCCCCCAAGGAUGACUACAGAUGACCAGUCCUGGUAACCCUGGACCCCCAAGGAUGACUAGACCAGCGCUGGUAAUCUCCUCGUGGCCUCUGUCUCUCGAUCUUCAUCCUCUGGUCUGACCCUCCUCAUCCCGCUGACCUGGUCUGAUUUGACCAGUUGGGGUCUUUAGUCACUGAUUCUCACCGACACACACACCAGCCCAGUGCUAGUCUAAUGCCAACGGGGCCCCCGAUCUCAUGGUACUCUUUUUUUUUUUUACUAGGCAAGUCAGUAAAUUUGUCACAAGAUGACAAAUGCUGGACAACUUCCUAGGCUUUCUGUCUUUUAAAGAAUAACAAUACAACGUCAGUGUUCCUGUUUCUUGUGCAGUGAUGGCACUUGUAGUGUGACUAAGCAGAAACCAGAGGGAGAAUGACAAUAAGUGAAUAAUGUUGUGUUGCUCAAUGAUCACGCAUUAGAGGUUAAUAAUUGGUUAAAACUGCAAAACUUCAAGCCCAAAAACAAACUGAUCCUUCAACUCUUUUUUUAGAUUUAUAUUCAUCAGGACAUUUUUAUGUAAAAAUGUUAAGCAAUUUCAUAUGUUGAGAACAUGUUUUAAGUCAUAAUGUACAUAUUGGUACGUGAAUCAGUUUGAUUAUAAACUUGACUUGGGAGGGACACUGAGGAGAAACUUGCAAUGCACCCUGGUACUCUGCACUGGCAUGUAAUGUGAAUAUUACGUCUGGAAUUGCACACUAUUCCCUAUGUAGUGCAGUACUUAUAGGGCAAUAGGGGUGUGAUUUGAGACGGCGCCCAUGUGAAUCCCUACUCCCAGGUAGCACAAAGGGCUUUGUCGCAGGGGGAGGGACAUGUAUUUUGUGUAUAGAACAAUUUAUGUAGAGCUUUUACUUAUUUUCGUAUUUUAAUUGUUAUUCAAAUAUUUCUUUUUUUUAAAUGGAUGAUUACUCCUCUUCCUUCAGUAAGUCGACUCGAUCACUCUGUGUUUCUUGAAAUUCAUUUUUUGCUUUAAAAGCUGCAAAGUAUUUUCUUAUCAACCAGAUCAGUAAAUAAAUGCUUUAUCUUUGCAUGCACUUUCAUUUUGUUUUCCAGGAUUAAGAGAAAGCAUGAAUCUGUCAGCUUUUAAUUAUAUUUGUAAAUAAAGUGCUCAUCACACAA